This is a messenger RNA of Chenopodium quinoa (quinoa), 1684 nucleotides long. RefSeq lists its product as uncharacterized. The coding region runs from base 184 to 1380 and encodes 398 amino acids. The transcript has 6 exons. Lineage: Eukaryota; Viridiplantae; Streptophyta; Magnoliopsida; Caryophyllales; Amaranthaceae. The record is from RefSeq and is a predicted model, not a curated record. Gene Ontology annotation, cellular component: chloroplast.
AAUCUAAAAUCCAAAAUACAAAUAGGAUGAGGUUUUUCAUUUUUGGCGCUGGAAAGCAGCCCACCACUCUUCCAUUUCCCACCUUACUUCGAUUCUAUGGUUCAUCUUCUUCAACAAUAUCUUCCCCUUUAAAACCCCUAAAAAAAAUUAAAAAUUUCACCUUCAAAAUCCAAGCUUUCAUCAAUGGCAACCGCCUUACUUCUCGAACCUUCCGCAUUAACCACGGCUAAACACCCUAAUUUUCUCUCUCCUCAAUCCACCCCUCUUUUGCGUCCUUACCCAAUUCGAUUAACCUCAUUAACCCCUUUUUCUUCCCCUUCUAUAAACCCUAAAUUUUCCCCAAAACCCUUCAAAUUUACCCCAAAAUGCGACGCCAAAAACCCGAAUUCUCCCGAUUCCGAACUGGGUAUCAAAGAGAAGACCCUAAAUUCAAUUGGGUUUGUUCUUGAUAAGAUUUCUGAGGCCUUAAAGGCGCUUAAGAAGCCUGCAAUUGCGGCUUUGUUAGUUGGUGCUUUGUUAAUGUAUGACCCAAAUUCUGCUUUGGCGGCUUCCGGUGGGAGAAUGGGAGGGCGAUCAUUUUCUUCAAGAUCGUCAAUGUCAGGGUCUAAGAGCUACACUGUUCGGCCCUCGAGUCCCGGGUUUUCACAAUCGGUACCGUAUUUCGCACCAUCGCCAUUUGGAGGUGCUGGGUUGUAUGUUGGACCGGCGUUUGGGGUUGGAGCUGGUUCUAGUUUGUUCUUUAUUAUGAUGGGAUUUGCUGCAUUUAUUUUGGUUUCUGGGUUCCUUUCUGAUCGGUCUGAUGGUGGGGUUAUGACUGCUACUGAGAGAACUAGUGUGAUCAAGCUUCAGGUUGGACUGUUGGGCAUGGCACGAUCACUUCAAAGUGAUCUCAACCGGAUUGCUGAAGUUGCUGAUACAUCAACCCCAGAGGGUCUAAACUUUGUUUUAACAGAAACAAUGCUGGCCUUGCUUCGUCAUCCUGAUUAUUGCAUCUCAGCUUAUUCAUCUGUUGACAUCAAAAAGAGUAUUGAGGAGGGAGAAAAGAGGUUCAAUCAACUUUCCAUUGAGGAACGUGGUAAAUUUGAUGAAGAAACACUCGUAAAUGUGAAUAACUUAAAGAGGCAGAGCACCAGAAGCACGAGAGCCAGUGGAUAUAGCAAUGAGUACAUAGUGAUUACCAUUUUGGUGGCUGCUGAAGGAGUAGUUAAAAUGCCUACCAUUAACGGGAGCAUGGAUUUGAAAGAAGCCCUGCAAAAGCUUGGAUCCACCCCGUCAAGUAAAACCAUGGCAGUAGAGGUGCUUUGGACUCCUCAGAAUGAAAAUGAUACAUUGUCAGAGAGAGAAUUACUUGAAGAUUACCCCCUUCUGAAGCCUCUAUGAGUACUGUUACUACCCACAUUUUUCUUUUAUUUACCUGUAUAUAUAUAUAUAACUUGAGUACUAUGAGCUAUACUGAUAGGAUAUGUCAUACUAAUUGGAGUGUUGAACAUGUUUUUCUUUUCUUUUUUCAUUUCUUCGGAUGGCCCUUUUUUACGUUUUUUCUCUUUCCAUUAUACUGUAGGUUAUAUAACCUAUAAGCAUUUGUAAGUAAUACAUAAACUCUUUGAGCUCCAGAAACUCUGAAUACAAUGCUAAUAUCAGAUAUAAUUACUGAAAGAUUUAUCGUGGAUAAGUUGAAAACAAA